UCGAUUGCAGUGUUGUUUACUGUUUACAAUUCUCUUUGUUUUCGUGUCUGUGAUAAGAGUGAAAAAGAAGUCGAAAGAAGAAUAAUGGAUAAUAAAAUUGUCAAAUAAGAACAAUAGAAAGCAACGAUGUCCAGCUACGAGCAACUACUGAAGGUGGAGGGCGCGGCCAGCCAUGGAAGGAAUGCAAACAGAUUCCCCUGGCGGACUCUGAUCGGUUGGCUUCUGUUUUUGUCGCUUUUGGCGGGCUUCUUUUUGGCUCUGGGAUACCAGUACGUGCUAAGAGUGACACCACUAGCAACCGCGGAGUUGGAGCAACGUCUGGUUUGUUACUACGUCAGUGACGAGACCCACCAACUUAGCCUGCUGGAAGUGCCCGGCGAUUUGUGCACGCACAUCAACAUUGGCCCCGCCAGCCUGGAUAAUGCCACGAUUGUGCUGCCUCCCUCGUUGGUCCAGGUGCUCCGUAAUGAUAGUCCCCAGUUCAGGAAGUCCCAUCCGCAAGUUCAUUUGCUGCUCUGGAUCGGUGGAGCGGACAGUGGCCGGCAGUUUGCCCUGAUGGUGGCGAAUCAUGCAAUGCGUAAGGUGUUCCUGCGUUCGCUCCGCGAAAUACUUCGCACAUAUCCCAGUUUGGAUGGCAUCGACCUCGAUUGGGAGUUCCCCAGUGCCUACGACAGGGAGCGAAUGCAUCUGUCGCAGCUGCUCUACGAGAUACGCACGGAAUGGCGACGGGAGAAGCGGGAACGGGAUAUACUCUCGCUGGCAGUGGCCGCACCGGAAGGCAUUGCCCUGUAUGCCUACGAUAUGCGGGAACUGAAUCUAUAUGCGGAUUAUGUGAACCUGAUGGCCUAUGACUUUCAUUUUUACCGAAAGGACACACCAUUUACGGGUCUGAAUGCUCCACUGUAUGCCCAUGCGAGUGAUCGCUCCCUGAUGGCCACGUUUAAUAUUAAUUAUACGGUGCAGUGGUGGCUCAAGAGCGGCCUGGAGCCGCAUCGUCUGGUGGUGGGCCUGCCCACCUACGGCCACUCCUUCACACUGGUGAACCCGCUGAACCACCGGAUUGGAGCACCUGCCUCGGGUUUUGGUCAGUGCGGCCAACUGGGCUUCACCACGCUCUCUGAGACGUGCGAAUGUGCCGCCAAAUACAUCAAACCCAACUAUAUGUACGAUCCCGAGACCUGUUCGCCUUACCUGAGCGCCCUGCAAGAAUGGAUUUCGUAUGAGAAUCGCACGAGCAUCGAAUGCAAGGCCAGCUAUGUGAAAUCCCUGAAGCUGGGCGGUGUUAUGGUCUUCUCUUUGAACACCGAUGAUCUCAAGAACGCGUGUCAGGAUCAGCGUGAAUCCAGAAACCCUGAGAAGCCUGUAUUUCCACUCAUACAGGCGGUUAGGGAGAUUCUAAGAGGGAACGCUUAGGAGACUUUAGUAUGAGGGAUUUUAGCAAAGAUCAACAUAAUAAUACUGUAUAAUAGAUGCAUAUUUUAACGUGCAGAUAAAUCAGUAUUCUGUUCUGAUAUAUCGAACUGUGCCAAAGAAGAUAUUCAGCUUGGUUUCAAAUAGUUUUAAGGACAUUUUAAAAUAUUUGGUAGAAAUGUAUUGGUAUUCAAAAUGUCGCUUAAAUGUCAAUGUUUUAAACAUCAAUAUUCCAAUUUUAUCAAGCAUUUUUGUUAUAACUUGUUUUAAAUAUGGGUAAAAAGGCUAAUAAACGAUCAAUAUUAAUUUGAAAUUUCAAUAUAUUGAAACUGUAUCACAAAGAAAUCAAUAAAAAGAGGCAACCGCUUUUGUACAUA
Molecule: messenger RNA, 1787 nt
Organism: Drosophila serrata
Lineage: Eukaryota; Metazoa; Arthropoda; Insecta; Diptera; Drosophilidae
Gene: Cht11
Product: chitinase-3-like protein
Biological process (GO): chitin catabolic process; carbohydrate metabolic process
Cellular component (GO): extracellular region
Molecular function (GO): chitin binding; chitinase activity
Source: RefSeq, a predicted model, not a curated record